Molecule: messenger RNA, 477 nt
Organism: Volvox carteri f. nagariensis
Lineage: Eukaryota; Viridiplantae; Chlorophyta; Chlorophyceae; Chlamydomonadales; Volvocaceae
Exons: 2
Coding region: 1-477 (158 amino acids)
Source: RefSeq, a predicted model, not a curated record
AUGGAUGUUGCAGCCGUGACAGCCAUGUUGAGGUACAACUUCCCCAGCUGGUUCGACUGGAGCGAGGAUCCGAUGAAGCCAGAUCAGGGGCAGAAGGGCAGGUCGUACAAGGUCGGAGACGUUUUGGCGACUAAUGGAGCGACUGUGGGCAGGCAAGGAGAUUCACAUCUCAAAGACAACGUUACUUCGGGUUACGUGCGAUUACUCCUGGCUGACAUCCGUGGGGCUGGGUGUCAAGCGGGAGCGCUGUGGUUAGGGACACUCUUCACACUCACCACUCCAUGCAGCAACAACAAUAUGCGGUUUGUUACAGCGGACCCCAAACAAUGUCCAGUGCAUCAGCACAACACUGUGGCCGUAAAGCUUGCACUGAGUGUCCAGCUGGUCCGGCCAAGGCGCACUGACAUCACUGGGCUAAAUGCCCUAUGUUACUGCAACGAAACAUGGAAAAAAAGCACCCGACUCAGGGUAUCCUGA